AGGAAGCGUUUAGUCUCGAGCCGACUCCUCAAAAUGUAUCAUUUUAAUUGUUUUUUUUUUCUAUACCGCAUAAGACUGAUAGAAAAGUCGGAGUUUAAGUGUAGGAAGUAUGGGGUAUGGUAGUUCUUCUUUGGUUUCUGUGGUGUUGUUAUUCUCCGCUUUAGCCGAAUGUUCUCUGGAUUUCCAAUGCCUCAAGUGUCUCUGUGAAACAGCAACAGGGUGCGCAUCCGUUCCUUGUGAUCCCGUCAAAUGUGCCAAGGUUGAGAUUAAUAACUACGAAUGCACUUGUGGACCCUUUGGGAUAUCACCCUCCUUUUGGAUAACUGCCAAUAAGCCCACUUUGAGCGAGAAGGAUGGAACCGAAGCGGAAAAAUUCAAAAAAUGCGUAGAAACCUAUCCUUGCUCCAUUUGGACUGUGCAGUAUUAUAUGGACAAAUACGCAGAAGACUGUGAUAAUGAUAACGUGAUAAAUUGUGACGAUUAUGUUUUGAUCUACCACUAUGGACCCAAGGGUUGUCACAAUUCUUCACUUAACGAGGAUCGUAUGGGAAGGUACAAAACUUGUAUGAGCAGAAAAGAGAUCAUAAGAGGAAAAAAUAAAAAUAACCAAAUAACAACAACAACAAGUACUGUAAAAACGACUGAAAGUUUGUUCAAGGAUGAAGACUCAGCCCUUACAACGAAAAAGGAAUCCUCUUCAACAGGAAAACCAAUUGCGGCAAAAAUGGAAAGUAUGCGAGCAAUGGAUUGGAUGAAUGACUCAUUCUAAUGAAAAUAAAGAUCAUUGGACUAUUAUCAACAGAAUAAAAUAAGAAUAACGAACAAAUUUUCCAGAAAAUAAAUUAUUAUUUGAA
Molecule: messenger RNA, 854 nt
Organism: Harmonia axyridis
Lineage: Eukaryota; Metazoa; Arthropoda; Insecta; Coleoptera; Coccinellidae
Product: lysozyme-like
Exons: 4
Coding region: 110-769 (219 amino acids)
Molecular function (GO): lysozyme activity
Source: RefSeq, a predicted model, not a curated record